Molecule: messenger RNA, 411 nt
Organism: Eruca vesicaria subsp. sativa (arugula)
Lineage: Eukaryota; Viridiplantae; Streptophyta; Magnoliopsida; Brassicales; Brassicaceae
Source: the annotation of a GenBank genome assembly
AUGAGUUUUUGGGGAGGUCGGACCUGCCAGUCCGAAGCUGAAGCGGAAUUGGUUAAUGAGGAAGUAGGUGAAGAGCUUGCCAGCUACUGGCCUGGCCAGUUAUUUAAUUCUCUAGGAAAUGGAGCUACGAUAGUUCAGUGGGGAGGUGAAAGCGUUAACAAGGAGACCGAUGGGAAACACACGGGCACGGACAUGGGAAGUGGGCAUUUUGCAGAUGAAGGUUAUAAGAAAGCGAGCUAUUUCAGGAAUCUUAUGACAAUUGAUGAAACCAAUACUCUGAGAGAACCACAAGGAGUUUACCCCACAACUGGUCAUGAUAACUGUUACAACAUUAAAGCAGGAGAUGGUGGAACUUCCUGGGGGGUUAAUUUCUUCUAUGGUGGUCCUGGCCAGCACGAGAGAUGCCCUUGA